Messenger RNA from Scomber japonicus (chub mackerel), 2381 nucleotides. It is a transcript of the gene arsh, whose product is annotated as arylsulfatase H. The coding region runs from base 57 to 1826 and encodes 589 amino acids. NCBI's taxonomy places the organism in Eukaryota, Metazoa, Chordata, Actinopteri, Scombriformes, Scombridae. The transcript is spliced from 11 exons. The record is from RefSeq and is a predicted model, not a curated record. Gene Ontology annotation, molecular function: arylsulfatase activity.
GGAGUAGGAAAUGUGUGACAUUCUUGCAACUGUAUGAAUCAGUUCAUUGUGCAGGUAUGAGGUCCCACCUGUUGGUAUCUCUGCUCUCCCUGCUCCUGGCCAUAGGGCAUGAGAUCACAGGGGAGGGGGUGGACAGGAAGCCCAACUUUGUUCUGAUGAUGGUGGACGACAUGGGUAUCGGUGAUGUAGGAUGCUAUGGUAAUGAUACUGUCAGGACUCCUAACAUAGACAGACUGGCUUCUGAGGGAGUCAAACUGACUCAACACAUUGCAGCCGCUCCUCUGUGCACCCCAAGCCGGGCAGCUUUCAUGACAGGGCGCUAUGCUGUCCGCUCAGGGAUGGGUAGCACAGGCCGUGUGCAGGUGUUGCUGUUUCUUGGAGGUUCAGGGGGGCUGCCAUCAAGUGAGACCACCUUUGCUAAGAGGCUACAGCAACAAGGAUACACUACUGGCUUAGUCGGUAAGUGGCACUUAGGUGUGAGCUGUGAACAAAAAGGGGACCACUGUCACCACCCGAACCAGCAUGGCUUCAGCUACUUCUACGGCCUGCCAUUCACCCUGUUCAAUGACUGUGUACCUGGAGAGGGGAGCGAUGUCCUGGCAGACUUACAGCACGCACUCAGAAACCUCAGCAUGUUGCUUGGAGUUGGACUUCUCACGCUGGUGUGUGUCCGUGUAUGUGGCCUUUUUGAAGUCAGCUUGUGGCUCUUGGUAGCACUUUUCUUUUUUAAUGUCCUUACAACCGCUGUGUGGUACAUGCCCUUUAAACUCCUGCCGACCUGGAACUGCAUCAUCAUGAGGAACCAGGAGGUGAUCGAACAGCCAAUGACAGUGGAUACACUGCCCCAGAGGUUGCUGGGAGAAGCGCAAAAUUUUAUAAAAAGGAAUGCUGAUCGACCGUUCCUCCUCUUCUUCUCAUUGGCUCAUAUCCACACGCCACUUUUCAAGACUCCCGCCUUUGCUGGCAAAAGUCGCCAUGGUCGCUACGGUGACAAUAUAGAAGAAGUGGAUUGGCUCAUUGGUAAAAUGACAGAGACUGUGGAUUCACUCGGCCUAUCCAACAACACUCUGAUGUACUUUACAUCAGACCACGGUGGACACCUAGAGGAUGCUGAUACACAGAUCGGCCAGAAAGGAGGCUGGAACAGCAUCUAUAAAGGUGGGAAGGCAAUGGGGGGCUGGGAAGGAGGGAUCAGGGUUCCUGGUAUUUUCCGUUGGCCUGGCAGGCUAGAAGCUGGAAGAGUGGUGGAUGAACCUACAAGUCUCAUGGACCUGUACCCUACGGUGAAACAUUUGGCCCAGGACACCCACCCAGACAGACAUUUAGAUGGUCACAACCUCAUGCCACUAUUGGAGGGGAAAGUAGAGCGAUCAGAGCAUGAGUUCAUGUUCCACUACUGUGGCAUCUACCUGAACGCAGUACGCUGGCACCCACCUGGCAGUGACUCUAUCUUCAAGAUCCAUUUUUUCACCCCCAACUUUUCUCCCCCUGGAGCCGGUGGAUGCUAUGACACCAAGGUCUGCUUAUGUCAUGGAGAACAUGUGACGCACCACAACCCACCGCUGCUGUAUGACCUGUUCCAUGACCCCUCAGAGUCGCGCCCACUGACCCCUGAUACUGAGCCACGAUAUGCUGAAAUCCUUGAGGAGACCGCCAAAGCUGUGGAGAGGCAUCAAAAUACCCUCAAAGAUUUGGAUUCACACACCAACACACAUGGAACUUCAAGCCAGAUGACUUGGGAGAAGAUUCUGUGGAGACCCUGGCUUCAGCCUUGCUGUGGGACCUUUCCAUUCUGUGGCUGCAAAGAGGGCGCAACACAUAUUUAAGUAAAAAACUCCCAAACAUGUGAACCAGUCCAACUUUUUUUCAAGAAUUUUAUAUAGCACUGUAAUGUACUUUUUGUGGUUCAGGGUGCAUUCAGGAGCUCUUCCUCUUCAUGAAAAGGUCUGACCCACAGACUUUGUGUAAAAAAUGUCCAACCACACCUCACCUCACUUUCUUUCCAAAGUUCCCUACUUGCAUAUUGAGGCUUUGUUUAAUUGUUUUAAUGUAACAAUGACUGAAAUUGAAGAAAAAGUCAAAAUUGUAAUGUAAAGAGUAAAUUAAAACUGAAGCUAAAGAGAAAUCAGAAUAAAGUCAUACAACAUUGACAUUGAUAUGCUAUUAAAAUGGACAGAAAUUAAACAAGGACUAAACCUUGCAGUGCAUUAUUACACUGCACACACUCAAUGGCUCAAUGAUAAUGCUUCUUUACACACAUGAAGGGAAGUCUGUUGUUUACCUGUAUCAUUCAUAAGUGAAGGAUCUCUUCUAUUGGUGUUUGUUAGAAAGAAAACAUGUCAACAAAGUUUGCAGAACACAAUAAAAUGUUUUAUUUAAAA